Colletotrichum paranaense is the source of this 2130-nucleotide messenger RNA. RefSeq lists its product as uncharacterized. Bases 1 to 2130 code for a protein of 709 amino acids. Gene Ontology annotation, molecular function: DNA-binding transcription factor activity, RNA polymerase II-specific; zinc ion binding. Gene Ontology annotation, biological process: regulation of DNA-templated transcription. Lineage: Eukaryota; Fungi; Ascomycota; Sordariomycetes; Glomerellales; Glomerellaceae. The transcript is spliced from 3 exons. The record is from RefSeq and is a predicted model, not a curated record.
AUGCACGACAUCCAAGCCCUUUCACUCUCUGUACCUGAUAAGAAAGCCCGCGAAUACGGAGUUCCCAAUAUUGCUGCCGAGCAACUGAGCACAGUUGGUAAAAUUCCCGAGGACUACCGGAGUGCAUUGCAAUUCAAAGCCGAGUUGCGGGGCUUUCAAUCCUACCCCAUGCUGACGGCAGGGAUUCUUUGGGAAUCUCACGCUCACAUUGGUGGGUUCGGUUUCGCCCUGGCGUAUCCCACAAUUUGUCUUCCGAGGUUGGUGGGCACAGAUAUUAUCUCGGGCUGUCUCCGCUCGCAUUCCUGCACCUCGCCCUCGGACUCCCAAAGUUCUUUCUCAUCAGGCUGCCCGCUCACCGAGGGCGUCCAACGGUCAUUUGCCCCUGACCGGCACGCGCACCACGUCAGUGGCUGGUUCGGACUUGAGACCAACAGACUGACAACAAGGCUGGCUCGAGCCUUUACGGAUAUUCGUACCGGUUGUCUUGUGUUUCUAGCGGAACUAUGGCUCGGAAAGGUAGCCGAAAGAGUACGUAAAAUCAAGUGCGAUGAGAGCAGACCAUCCUGCAAGCGUUGUACCGCGACUGGCCGCAAAUGCGAUGGCUACCCACACGUCGCCGACUUGACAGAUGUCUCAUCCAGCUCCCCGGGUUCGGGUCCGUCUGUGGUCCUGACGGUCCAGCCAAGUCACGCCUCUCCGGGAGUCAGUUCUCCAAGCGACAACCGCGCUCUGCAAUACUUUGCUGAAGCCGUGGGGCCGCUCCUCUCAGGGGCCGUGGAUCCUUACUUCUGGACGCACAUAGUCAUGCAGUUCAGCACAUUUGAGCCGGCGGUAACGCACUCCAUCCUAGCCAUCAGCGACCUCUAUGAGCAGUUCCACACCGGGACUGACGAGAUCGUUGCCCCGCGGGACUACAGCUUUGCUGUGCGCCACUACAAUGCGGCCAUGAGAGAGCUGAUUGGCAUGAAGACGCAGGACAAGCACCCCACGGUCCUGCUUGUCUGCCUCCUGUUCAUCUGCAUCGAAUUUCUGCAGUCUGGGCGCGAAGCCGCUAUUAAGCACUGCAAGCAUGGGGUCGCGCUCCUUCGAAAUACCCACAGCGAGUUCCCCUGGACCAAGGAGCAUCUUCUCCCGCUUUUCCGACGCCUCACAGAGUACUCAUUCUUCUUCAGCGGCGAAAAGGCCGACUUCCCGGACCUGAGCGGACUGGAACAUCCUAUGCCCCCAAGCUUUUCCUCAUUCCAAGACGCCCAGUUGAUGAUUGACGAUCUCUACUGCCAAACUCUCCAGCUCAUGAAGCAAGGAUAUCCUUUUCGUUCCCUGUCGCCAACGGGAAAUGGCGUUCCCCCGAAAUUACUAGCGCGGCAAGAAUACGUCAAUAGUAUGCUCGACCGGUGGAGCAUUCUCUUCGCCCAGCUGAACAACCAAAGCAAAUACACGUCCUCGCCCACAACUAAGGCUUUCGAGGAAAAACCAGAUUACGUACCGAACAUGCUGCGCGGUUUCCUCUCCACUCGAUACGAGUGCUGCCGUAUUUGGCUGAAUAUGGCGUUUACUAACAAUUUGACGGGUUACGACAAGUACGUGCCAAAUUACAGCCAACUAGCAAAAAAACUCGCCGAAAUGGUCGUUCAAAUAUCAGAACACUCGAAGAUGGAAGGCGUCCAUGCCAAAACGUCCAAGUUCAUGUUCGAAACGGGGUACACGCCAAUGUUGUUCUUUUUUACGACGACGUGUCGUCAUCUGGAGACGCGGCUGGAAUUACUCCGGCUGAUGCCCAUCCUCGGGCUCCCGCGAGAGAAUCUGUGGGAGAUGGCGACGCUAGUUGCCGUGGCACGGAGGGUCAUUGAGCUCGAACACGGCAUUUCGCUGGACCCUGCCGGGCGACCUACGGUCCUGGUCUCACCCUCCGCGCCUCUGCCGCCAAACGAAAAGAGGGUGGCGGAUAUCUGGACGGAGCCCAAGACUGAAGAAAGAAAUAUGAACGGGCACGUUGUGCGUGGAAGAGUGGUUGGGUUCUUCAGACGUGAUAAGCCUGACGGUGGCACAUCUCUUCACACAGAGUUCGUGGAAGUAAGGAAUGUCAAGGAGGAGUUGGGCGAGGGAAUUGCGACUGUAGUGGUUCCAUAG